Messenger RNA from Procambarus clarkii (red swamp crayfish), 729 nucleotides. NCBI's taxonomy places the organism in Eukaryota, Metazoa, Arthropoda, Malacostraca, Decapoda, Cambaridae. The record is from RefSeq and is a predicted model, not a curated record.
AUGGGGUGCGUUCUUCUCGACUUCGAAGGGUCCUCGACGUCGAAGGGUCCUCGACGUCGAAGGCUCCUCGACGUCGAAGGCUCCUCGACGUCGAAGGCUCCUCGACGUCGAAGGCUCCUCGACGUCGAAGGCUCCUCGACGUCGAAGGCUCCUCGACGUCGAAGGCUCCUCCACGUCGAAGGCUCCUCGACGUCGAAGGCUCCUCCACGUCGAAGGCUCCUCCACGUCGAAGGCUCCUCCACGUCGAAGGCUCCUCGACGUCGAAGGCUCCUCGACGUCGAAGGCUCCUCGACGUCGAAGGCUCCUCCACGUCGAAGGCUCCUCGACGUCGAAGGCUCCUCCACGUCGAAGGCUCCUCCACGUCGAAGGCUCCUCCACGUCGAAGGCUCCUCCACGUCGAAGGCUCCUCCACGUCGAAGGCUCCUCGACGUCGAAGGCUCCUCCACGUCGAAGGCUCCUCGACGUCGAAGGCUCCUCGACGUCGAAGGCUCCUCGACGUCGAAGGCUCCUCGACGUCGAAGGCUCCUCGACGUCGAAGGCUCCUCCACGUCGAAGGCUCCUCGACGUCGAAGGCUCCUCGACGUCGAAGGCUCCUCGACGUCGAAGGCUCCUCGACGUCGAAGGCUCCUCCACGUCGAAGGCUCCUCGACGUCGAAGGCUCCUCGACGUCGAAGGCUCCUCGACGUCGAAGGGAAUGUUUUGGGUUUCAUUUUUGGGUUGGAGAGUUGA